This is a messenger RNA of Aureobasidium vineae, 1836 nucleotides long. The record is from the annotation of a GenBank genome assembly. NCBI's taxonomy places the organism in Eukaryota, Fungi, Ascomycota, Dothideomycetes, Dothideales, Saccotheciaceae.
GAUCGCCAGAGCCAGGCAAACACCAGAAACGGACAAGCAAAGCCUGCUUGGUUUGCCGCGCAAGAAAGAGUAAAUGCACACUACGGAGAACCUCAACCACCAUGUUUGCGGUGCCGCAAAGAAAACAAGCAAUGUGUUAUCGGCAGCAGCAAUCGUGGAGGUAGGAGGGUCAGAAGGUCUACGAUAGCUUCACAACAAGCUCCGGGUCAAAAUCAGACCCAGGCUCAAGCGAGCGGUCAAUUUCAAAUCGAACCCGGUUUGCCAACUCAGAAGACGCCCUCGAAUGAUGAGGGACAAACAAUUUCCUGGAACUCAAGUGGGAUACCGAGUAAUCCAUAUUCGACGUCUUCACAACAUAACAUCACCGGUACGACUCCCUUGUCGGGCAACACUGGCGUCAGCAAUCUGGAUUUCGCAACUCAGCGUCAACUAUUCGAUCCGCAAAGUCUCGCAAUGGACAUCGAUCCUACUCUCGGAACCGCAACAGUAAACGAACAGAGAUCACACGAUCACAAUAAUGGGGAGUCUGCUCGUUCAUCGAGCUCUGAUAACAUACCUUUCAACGAAUUGCAAAAUCCUUCAGAUGCUUUGGACAUACUGGCCCAGAUUGCAAGUAACGACAACAACAACUCGGCUCGCCAGUCCACCUGGCAAGAAAAACAACCUCAACCUAGCCUUUGCACAAACUCUCUUUACUCGAACAGCUGGAACACUGAUGGCCUGGACUACCAUCUUGUGCGGUCCGGUGCUCUGUCGUCGACUAAAAUUUCGCAACUUAUUGAACGUUACCGUCAGCACUACCACCCUUACUUUUCGAUUGCUCCUCCUAGUACCCUAGACACCAACAACCUGUCAAAAACAGCCAAAGAGGAACCGCAUCUUUUGACCGCUAUGCUUGUUAUUGCUUCGAAGGAUCUAAUGGAGGAGCCACACAUCUUUACAGCAUGCUCAACACAUAUGCAGUCAUUGGUGUCUGCAUUAGUUGCUGGUGGACCUGGAGGGGUCGAAGCAGUCGAGAGCCUGCUACUGCUUGCCGAAUGGGCACCAUACACAUCAAGAAGCCGAGCAGGAAACGUCGGACGUGGAGAAGAAGAUCGCGAAGCCUGGAUGCAUGUUGGCACUGCUUUGCGCAUUGGCUACUAUCUGGGUCUGGACAAGUAUUCAUUUCCUGUGGCAGCGGACAUCAAAGACCCUCAGUGGAAGCGCAAGCGCCUAGUCUGGACUUGUUGCUACAUAUCGGACAGACAAAUCUCCAUCCGUAUAGGCCGUGCUUUCUGGAGUCGAGGGCCUGGGCCCGGCCUUGCUAUUCGGAAGGAAGACUAUCCUUACCAGCCCCAAAAUCCCGGAGAUGAAGACUUCCCAAAGCUGUUCCAGGCGACUCUGGAGUUGACGUUACUGUUCAGUAAUGUACACGACGUGCUGUAUAGUAGCCCUGGAAACAGCUUGCGGAACCAUUUGACAGGAGGAUACUACAUCAAGAUUGACUUUCGCAGCGCAUACUAUGGAUGGAAUGCUGUUUACGGUACCAUGACAUGUACGUUCGACCGUCCAAGCCACCUUGAUAAUUAUGUUGACAAGAUAAUAGGCUCACCGAAUCUCAAAGCGAUGCUGCUGAUGUCUUACGAUUACUUACGGCUUUAUACCAAUGCUUUUGCAUUUCAUGCUACGAUACGUCGUGCAUUGCCUGAGGGAGAAAAUGGCAAACCAUCCUUUAGUCGAGUUUUCUACAACAAUGUUGGUGCAGUUGGAGAUGCGCGAUUCAUCUAUGAAGGACUCGAUGCGGCAAAAAGCCUUCUCACCACGAUGAAUAAUUUUGUUGACGCAGAAAGGUAUCUA